CUACGUGGUAUACAAUCAAUUUGUUCCUGUCUUGCUUAAAAGAGGAAAGGAGCCCAAUGUGGGUGGAAGUGAGAUGGCAUCCAGGGAAAAGAAACCCUUAACGCCUUCCAAAGCAAAACAGAAGGCGAAUAAUGAUUGUGGCUUGCCAUCGAACGAAAUUAAAAGUAGAAAAGGCAAGUCUUUGUCAAAUCUAAAGCAACAGCAACUUACACGAGAUAUAUUGGAAGCUGUAGCUACUGGUAGUCAACUUACUUCAAAAUUAGAGACAAACCUGCCACGUAAAAAGGUUCUUAGAAAUCUUAAACGUAAACAAAAGCUAAGAGUAGCAAAAGCAAACUUAAUUAAAUCUAAGGUUACAAGAAAAGUAACAAACAGAAAUUUGUGUAGAAUAACUUCUGAUAUCAAGAAAGGUGUGAGAGUUAAAAGAGUCAAAUUAUCUGAAGAGAACAGUGUUAAAACAUCUGAUAUUAACUCAAAAAUUUUAGAAAACCAUAUAAACGAAAGAGAGAGUGAGAGUAUAGGAACAGAAGGAAGUAACAGAAGUGCCAAGAACAAUCUCAGGACUAAAAAGACCAAGUUUAUACCAAAAAAUAGUGGAGAAGUAGAGAACGAGGAAAUCGUGGACAGAGAUAUAGAUUCAGUUGCUGGAUCUAGUACUAAAAGCAGCCCAAAACUUAGCAGAAAGGGUAGAAACGUGGAAAAUUCAGACUCUUUACCAAGAGGUGUUAAAUCUACAAAAUUUUCAGGAUUCAAAAGAAACAGUAUCAAACAAAAAGACACUUAUAUAAAAACAGAAAGUGAUAUUAAAUAUACAAAGGGAAGAAAGAGUACUAGAGAUAUAGAUUACAGUAAUACAAGAGUUUCAAAGUCACUUCUGGACUCCAAAAGUUCUAUAGAUCUUACCAUAGACGAAGUGAUAGCUUCAAUGUUGAGCGAUUCAGAAAUAGACGGCCAACAGGGAAUAACUGAAAAAAUAGAAGGAAAGGUAACAAGAAGUAAGAAGAUGUUGGUAGAGGAGAAUAUAGUCCCAGAUAUUGACAUAAAAAAAGAACCAGACAGUGAUGAUAUCAAAAUUACUUCUGAUGGAGAAAAUAUAGAGACAGAAUCUGUUCAAAGUGCAAUUCAAUUAAGGAAAAGAUCAAACACAUCAAUUACUCAAAGAAGUUUAAGAAACGGCAAGUUACGGCAGUCAGAUUCUGUCAUUACUAGUGACUUAGAGCUUAAAAAACGUCGAAGAUUAAAUUCGGAUGAUCCUAAUAAUUCAGAAGUUUCUAUAGACAAUACUGCAGAUAGUAAUAUUGACACUGAAUCUUGUUUUUCUGAAUCAAGUGGUAAUAACUCUCAAGCAAUUAUGGUACCAACCAAAGAUGAGUUUUGUUUGAAACAAGAAACAUUAAAAAACUUUGAAGACAAUGCUCAAAUUGGUUCAGAAAUAGAGAACAAUAAUAACAGUGAUAGAUUAGAUAAGACAAGUGAAAUUGGUCCUACUCUUCGUUCAAAAACUAAAGCCAAAAGUAUCGAGAUCGAAAUAAAAACUGACAAUAUGAAAGUUGAAUAUACGAGAAUAGUACCUAAAAAUACAGAAGUACAAGAAGAGCUGAAAAAAAUUAGCAAUUUAGAUCAAGUUAGAAAAGAUAAUAUUUUAGCGAAACUUUCUGAUAAGUCUAAAGGCAGAAGAAGUAGCUUAAAUAUAGAUAUGAAAAAAACAGUUAAUUCUUUUUAUGCUACGGAUAAAUCAGAUGGUAAUCCUACGUCACAAAUAGAUCAAAUGAUAGAAAAUAUCAAACUUACAAUCGCGAAGUCCAUUGAAAGUAAAAUUUUCGGUCCAGAAAAGGGUCUUGGAUUAAAUAAAAACUUUGAAGUACCAAAAAUCGAAGAAAUUAUUGCACCAUUGAGUGCUGAGUCUCAGAAAUUAGGGCUGGAAGAAAGUACAGAUGAGGAUAAGUCUGUUAUUUCCAAGAAUGAAAUCAAAUCAGACAAUUCAGAAAAUUCAGUACCAAAAGUGGCUGACACUGCCAAAGAAAUUGAGAAACUAGUCAUGGGUGAUAUUGAACUAGCUGAAACUCACUCUCAGAAUGUACAAGAAAGCGAGUCUCCAGAUACUAAUACAAGCAACAACACUCAUAAUACUUCUGAAGUUGUACAUGCUACAAAAAACGAUGAUAAUAGUUGCAAAGCUAUAGAGCAACAGGAAGAAUCAAACGAAAUUUUUAAUCUAAUAGUAAAGUCUGAAAAGGAUAUAGAACAAGUUGGUAAUGAUCAAGUAGAAAGUUUAGUUGAUGGUAAAAAACUUGUGCCUACUAGAAAAUCUUCAAGGAUAAUAGAUAAAGGUUGUCUUGAGAAUAGUGAAACUGUUAAAAAAUUAAGUAGAGUAAUAAAUAAAAUAGCUCAAAGAUCUGAAAACAGUGAAGAAUCUUCACAAGAUUCUAGUAAAUUUGUUUCCGAGGAAACUACUUCAAAUGAUGAGCUGCUUAAAAAUGAAUCAACAAACAAAGCAGUCACUAUAGAGUCUUCAGUUGCUAACACAGUAAUUGCAUCGAUGCAGAUACUAGAGAAGAUUGCAGGGGACAAAACAAAGUCAAAUCAAACAGUUGCAUGUGAGAUUGAGAUUUCUGGAACUACGAUUAUGGAAUCAAAUGAUGUAGAAACCUUAGAAAGUAUUUCUAAGGAAGUAGAGAGAUUAGUAGCAGAGGAUCAUUCUAACAAUCAACUACAAAUGAGUACAAAAGAAAUGCAGCGUAGAAAUGAAUCUACAAUUACAAUUGUAGCAGAGUUACAGCAAGAAAUAUUGACAGAUACAUUAAUAGAUAACGAAAAACAAGAAAUAGUUUCUGUUAAAACUGAUAAAUUAAAAGAUAACGAUGACCAAGGCAAACCAGAGAUAGUAGAGAAUGCCAAAGAAGUUGAAAAAUUCGAAGAAACCUCAUUUGAAACAACGCAUAUUGCUACAAUGGAGAAAAGUAAUUAUGAAGCACUAGUUCCCUGUUCUGUUUCUAGCAAUAUGUGUGAACCUAUUGAAGACACGAAAAAAUACACAAAUGGCAGUGAGAAAAACGAUAAAUGCAAGGAAGGUAAUGAUACCGAUAAUAAUAAUGCUGUCGAUAAUAUUACCGAGAAGAAAGUAAUUUUGUACGAUAAUUUAGAGAACACUGAUAUGAUAGUAGCAGAGGGGGAAACAGAAAAAUCAAAUAAUGUUAUAGAGGAGCAGAAGUCUGUUAACGAUGAUAAUAAGAAACGAGUAUUAAGAGCACGCGAAAAAACGAAAAAGCUUGAAAAGGGACAAGCAUCAUGUAAUAAAGAUCGUAACGAAGGUGUUUCAAAAAUUCAAACAGAAGAAAGUUUUCAGAAGUCGCAGGACUCUCGCAAUGAGGAAAAUAUGCAGGACUCAGAUGAAAAAGCUGAGGAAUUAAUUACAGAGGACAUAGACGACACCCAGAACUGUACUGAAUUGGACACAAACGAUCUAGAACGUCAAGCUCGUACUAGACGUAAUAGAGAAGUAAAGAAACGCAAAGAGGAUCAAUUAAGUACAUUAAAAAAUAAACGAACAAAACGGGACGUUCGAAGAUAUGAUCAGCAGAAUAAGGAAGAGACCCUUUUAGAUAAUGAGGUAGCAAAGAUCAAUGAGAAUAAUCGAUCCUUCUUAAAUAAAUACGGAAACGAAACGGAAUGUGCAACAAAUUUCAGAGGCUUCUCAGAAGGUGGUAGAAGAAGCUUGGAAAAGCCACAAAAUACUACGGAUAAUAUUAGAAGUAAGUCAGAAAAUGACUUGACUAUUGUAAAGGAGCCAAGCAAAACAACUUGUGAUAAUAGAUUGUCUCGGAACUUAUCCGAAAAUCAUGUUACUAAACAAGUAGAAAAUAUUGAUAUAUUAGAUGCUGAUUGUAAACCUACAAAGACACCGGAAAUAUCUCAGAAAGACUCUGAUGAGACAUCCACGUCUAGUGAAUCUUCCAGCAGUGUCAAUAUUAUUCCAAAGAUUUUGGAGACACCGGAAGAUAAGGCAAAAAAAGAGUCGAUUUUGAGACUACUUGGUUUGGAGUCUCUGGAGAAAGCUGCGGAAAGGUUAAAUCAUCAGAAGGCUAAGAAAGAGCAGUACACAGGUACUCUGAAGACUGUAAUCCGUGUUCAAAAAGAAAAGGAAAAGGACAAAAGGCGAUCAAGGUCACCACUGAAGAUGGUGUUGAAACAAGGCCGUGGAGAUGGCGAAGGAGACUCACCUGAAAAUUUUUACACUAUUCAGAAGGAGUUUGGAACCAGUGGUUGGGGAGAUAGCAGCUCUGGUGCGAACCGAAAGUUCUCUACUAACCACAGACACUCUUGCGACGAAGAUAAUGAAGAUACAGCACCAAAGGAUCGUCAGUCUCUUGUCAUUCCAGAGAAGUCUUCUUCCUUUUCCAUUCAUCCGGGGCGUUUAUGCGCAGACGUAUGUUGUUACUGUUUUGGAAAGUUUGGUUCUUUGGACACACCAAUGCAUCUUGCCCAGAUGAAGUCUGAUGAGAGACGCAAGAAGAUUUUAAACAUAGAAAGACAUUUAACUAAAGAUUCUUGUUUAUGUGAUGCCUGUUAUCGUCAUGUAGACAGAAAAGCAAACACAAGUCCAACAAACAUGCAAACAAAACCACCAAAACAACACAGGCAACUCAUGGUAUCCAAGUGCUCGGCCCGCGAGUGUAGAGACACUGCACGGCAUCAUGUUAAACGCCGAUGGUUACUCAAAAUAAAAACUGGUCUGCAAAAACAGGUGGACAUUGACUGGGAAUCGAGUCAACACACAUCUAUGUCAUUUUGUGUCAGUCAUUACUCAAAGAUCGAACGAUUCUUGACUUGUGCGCUCUGUAAGCGUCGAUUAGCAAGGAAUCAUACUCAUCAACUAGCAAAUGCGGAAACUGACGAAUUGAACCAAUUACUUGGACAACAAGGGAUUCCCGUCAUCUUGGCAGCCGGUACUUUCGUUUGCAAGUUAUGUCGUUACUUCACGCAAUUACAGCUGAAGUACAAAGAUGUGGAGAAUAUGAAUACAAAUCAUAGAUCGUUCUUCAAGAGCUAUCGAAAGAGAAUCCUGCACUAUCACGAUAUUGAGGUUUUGGAGAACGAAGACGAAGAUUCCUCUCAGAAUCAAUCUAAGGAUAAAGAUAAGGAUAAGGACAAACGUAAGAAGACAAAAUGUAGUACUCAACCUAAGACUGGAAUUUUCAAGUCUCAAGAUGGCACGACGAAUUCCAUCUCUGAAAAAUCUAUUCCGGAACCCAAUAAAAACGAGGGAGCUAAUUCCGAGACGGAUAAUGAAAACCGUAUCACGAAAAAUUUGAGUGAUGAGAACGUCACAACGGAUGUGCAAUUUCUUGGUAUUGAGAGCACUGUGGAAAAACUGAAAAAACGUAAGCUACUAGACAUGCAUUCGUAUACAACAUCAGAUACAACGAUAUCUUGUGAUAAUCCAAAUGAGGUCGUUGAGAUUCUUGCAAUGGAUAAGGAAGUGACGUUAACUAGAUUGCCAAAGAGACCAAGAACGAAUAAUGAUAUUACCCCGGUUGUACAGAGACUCGGUGCUAAUCCCUCCAUUAGUGUGCGUACCCUUUUCCCUGGUGAAGAGGAAAUGAAUCUUCAUGCUAAUAUAGAAUUUACAAAUGUUCGAGAAAUAACACCUCAGGGAUGGGAAAAAUGCGCUACCAUGAUACAAUAUGAUAGAGAUACAAAACUUCUCUGGCAAGAGCUACAGAGACCAUAUGGAAAUCAGAGUUCAUUUCUUAGACAUUUGAUACUUUUGGAGAAAUAUUACAGAUCCGGUGACUUAAUUUUAGCUCCGAAUGCAUCGCGAAAUGCGAUUAAUUACUCGACUUCUGUGCAGAACCGAUUAAUAUCAUAUGAAGGUCCAGAAAAGAUGGAUGAACCAAUAAUGGAGCCAAUAGCCUCGGAAUAUCACAAUUCUCGUCGAUUAAGUGGCGGUUAUGUGCUGGAAAGGGACAAACAUUCUUUACCAAACACGAGUACUCCCAAACAACUACCAUCUACAAACACUACGCAAUGCAUAAAGGGUAGUCCUCCACGAAUUCUAAAAUUGAAUCCUGGAGUAUCGAUAAUUAAGAAACCACCUCCUAAUUUGCAACGACUAAAUCUUCCAUCCACUAGUACUGCUACCGCGAAUGGUAACGUAAAACGGAAGGAUGGUCAAAAGUUACCAACUUCUUCUGGUGGUAAGGUGUUUCAUUUAAGUGAGCCUGACUUUAAACGACUGCAAAAUCUAAAGAAACAAAAACAACAGAUGCUCACGGAAAAACAAUCGAAUGGUGGUUCGAGUAACUCAAGUUCGCCACCAACUUUAAAGUCGACUACACAGUACCAAAAAGCUCAGAUCGCUGCGCACACGCAGUUCCAAAGGCAUCUGAGAAUGCAGCAGGAGAUGUUGAAUCGACAAAGCAGGAGCGAUUUUGAGCCGUUAAUUUGUGAUGUGCGUGCGUUGACGAAUGAGAAUACAUCGACUCAGAACCUCUUGCAUAAUUUGAAUCUACCGAAGUCAAUCCAAGUGACGACCAAGACGUCCAAUCAAAUUCCGAUAUUGCCAAAAAUUCCGAAGUCUUUGACGGUGAUACCACAAACGGUCACCAGACCUGCCGAGAAAUGAAAAGAGUGGACAGAGUGGGAGUGAACAGUAAGUAAACAAAAUGUAAAUGUUAAUUUUUUUAGACGCAAGCGUACACAAUAAUGACGUUUAUAUUCGGUUCUGGGUGGAAGGGGAAAUUAUAAGACAAAAGAGAUGAUCGGCUAUUUAUAACGAACAAUUUAUUUGAUCGGCUACUCUCAAUAAACAACAAUUAUUCGUCAAACUUUGCACUUCGAUGCUGAUUACAAGGAAUAAAGUGACAAUGAAAAAGUUUUGCGGAAUUAGUUAACGUUCAAUACAAGAAGCGACAAUAUCUACCUUAUUAAAAUAAAAAGAAAAAGGAAAAAAAAAGAAGAAAAAAGAAAAGGAAAAAAAGAAAAAAAAGAAAAUAGCGUGCGGAUACGAGAAGAAUUUUGCACUGCUCAAAAGGAAACGGGUUUACGACAAUUAACAGAUGUUCGUCAAUGCACGUUCGAGGUGUAAUUGUACACACGCAUGCGUACAUGGUGUAAUACUAUGUUAGAAGAACGUUUCUUCAAAACAUAAUACAAUGGUAAGGAAAAGCGAAAGAAACGGAAGAACAAUAGUUAACGAUGUUGCAAACAAACAAUUGAAGCAGUAGUGUGAAAAAGAGUGGCGAAACAUAGAAUAAAAUCUAUUUCCAAGGAAAAGUGCCUAAAAAAAGAAUGUAUGACGCAAACGAAGUUUGUUAGUUUUUAAAUGACAGAAUAUAAUAUGUUGAACGGACUUGAAAUA
Molecule: messenger RNA, 7360 nt
Organism: Eufriesea mexicana
Lineage: Eukaryota; Metazoa; Arthropoda; Insecta; Hymenoptera; Apidae
Gene: east
Product: enhanced adult sensory threshold
Exons: 7
Coding region: 74-6625 (2183 amino acids)
Cellular component (GO): nucleus
Source: RefSeq, a predicted model, not a curated record